Molecule: messenger RNA, 2280 nt
Organism: Marchantia polymorpha subsp. ruderalis
Lineage: Eukaryota; Viridiplantae; Streptophyta; Marchantiopsida; Marchantiales; Marchantiaceae
Source: the annotation of a GenBank genome assembly
AGAAAGGCCAGUGCAGAGCGAGAGGGUGACUGGGGUAAGCAGUCACCUCCUGUGGAUGGCGGUAACGAAGAGCAGGAAGCUUCGCUCUCAACACUCGACCGUGUUGUCAUGGAUGCUGCAGGUGUGGCAGUGAUGGAUGCUGGAGGAUUUGACCGAGUCGACUGUGGAAAGUCUGUCGGAGUCUUCCUCCUUACAAGCUUCGCCAUAUUCAGCCGCUUUCUUACACUCGCAUGCAAAUAUAGAUCUGCAUCUUUGGAAUGGAUGUACCGAAAGCAGCGAUGACGCAGAUCAGUCACGAACUGGAUCUCUAGAUGUAGCUCGGUCCAUUGACCACGAAAAGAUAUUAGAGAUCACAUGAAAUGCAGGGGUGUGACUAUCUGCCGGAUGACGUCAGUGGAAUUCUCCAGGUUUUGUCCCCCUUUCGUCCCGUCAGACAGGUAGAUCCCAGAAAUCCACCCACGACCGAGCGACAAGUUCACAACAUCGCUGUCUCACGGCUAAAUAAGAAUAAGAAUCGAACCAUGACGGAUGGAACGUUGUAUGGAUACACAGUCAGACGAAGAAGAGCAGCUGUAAGAUAGAACAUGAUCGUUUGUGUUUGUGUUUACAUCUUCGUUCACAAGUUUGGGACGUCCCAACUGAUGGAUGUGGUAAAGUCCACCAGGUCGUCACGUGUCAGUAAUUAUUGCAGUCUAUGCUUCCCUUUUCAGUCUCGCUACAGCUUCUGUCCGUUGCCUCAGCACGGCUUACAAGCUUGGCCUCUAGCAUUUCAUUGACUCCGUUCUGAAGCGUGACAACGCAGUCUACGGGCCUCGCAUGUACACUGAGGGCCCGACCCUCAAUCCUCAUGGGAAGAUUUCGGUUGACUGUUGAGAACCACGAACUGCUCUCAGCCUUGCGUCCCGCUUGCCUGGCGUUUGAAAUGUGCAUGCUGUUCAUUAUGCUUCCUCGUCUUAACUGCGGUGGUUGCCCAGCUGUGUCUACUUCACUGCCCAGUCUCAUACUCAGACAUCGGGUAUUUCCAGUUGAAGAUUGUGCCCUUAUGAUCCAGUAGAUUCUCAACAUUUUCUCACUGUGAUUAUUAAUGCCACCUCUGGAGAUGGUCCUGGGGAUGGUAAACUGUCCCUGGGGACAUGCUUGCCAUCGAGCCUUCUCGUUGCCUGUCGUAUCCCGGCCAGUUCCGGAGAAAACAGUAGAACCGACACAUGCGGCUCUGUGUUUCACAUUGGGAUUGAGCUCAAUUCUCGUCGAGCGCGGACACCACAUUUGUCCAAGAGCUGUUCAGCAGAAUCAUGUAGCCAACCAUCGUAGACGGCCUUCUCUUCUCUUCUUCCACCUCUGAAGAACGCAGUCUGUGUUUUUGGGAAGAUUAGAACCAUGCGGCUCCCUGGAUUUCUUUCUCUUUCCGGUGACACGUUCAGACCUUUAGUUCAGUUCGUGUAAUUGAAUCUCAACUAUGAUUUGUAUUACGUCGGAUCCAUGUUCUUAAUCACGUAUUUCAGCCAUCUCUCUUCAGGGAAUGUUCGAUUUCGACCAUAACAGAGCCAUGUAGUGCUUAUUGCUCGUCGAAAGUGUCCGGUGAGAGCAGGCCCAGCUCAUUGUCAAAAUGGCGGAAGCUGUGUUUAUUAUGGGCCUAGGCCUCGUCGGAAAAGCAGUGAAAAAUCUAGUCCUAACUUUGCUGGAUGUAAAAGAAACCAAGCAGCACAGCAAGAUCAUUUGCAAGGAGAUCGACUUGUUUGUGAAAACGUUGAACGAGAACAUCAAGCUCCUGAAAGUGAACCUGCCCGCCAGCGUGAGCAGACGAGCAUUAGGUGCGUUGUCGUUGUCAUUCUGUUUUCGGUUCCGUCUCUUGAGAUCCAAUGGCGGUCCCAGUCAUCGGUCAUGUUUUGGAGUCAUGGCCACGCCUGCGACCCCGACGAACAUGGGACUGGUUAAGGAAAUGGGAACAUGAAUAGGCAACAUUUUCUUACAGAGUUCAGUUGCCAAUCGAGAGGCGAUCGAGUGCCUGGGCUUGAACUCGUCGUGGCGCAUCAUACGAAGGAAGGGGCGGCGUGACGAAGCCUUGGAUCAGGAAUUGUCGGACAAGAUGGCAGAUUUGAGCUUUGAACAUAUCUCCUCCAAUUGCAUCGGCAAAUUUAUCGCAGAAUCAAGUUUUCCCGCCCGAUCAGCCACACCAAACUUCUGGCUGUCAAGCUGCAGAGACAUGAAAGCAUAGAUUCUAAUAUCAAGUUCCAGUGUUUCAGGAAAAAAAUGUUUUGUUUGCACUGACCUCUGCUUUUG